UAUACAUGCAGUGCAAAUUUGUUCAAGCAAUAAAUAUUUUAUUUUCUAUCUUUGCAUUUUUAUUGAUAAUAGAAGAUUAUAAGAAGCUUGAAGCUAAAGUUGCUGAUAGUGAAGUAUAUGUAACUAAAAUAUUGGGAAUGAAGACACAAGUAGAGGAGAAGAAAAAAAUUAUUACUGAAGAUUAUGAGAAACUGAAACUCAAAAUAGCCAAUUUGGAGGAACAAUAUCUUAAAGAAAAACAGAUCAUUAUUGAUGACAAUCAAAAUCUCAAAACUGACAUUUCUGAGAAAGACAAAGUUAUAGCCAAGCUGACAUCACAAGUAGAGGAACAAUUACAGAAUGAGAAACAGAUCAUUACUGAGCUAAAGUGUCUAAUAAUGAAUUGUAUACAACCAAACUAAUGAAGGAGAAGUCACAACUACAGGAAAGAGUCACAUCCUUAGAGGAACAAUC
Molecule: messenger RNA, 453 nt
Organism: Amphimedon queenslandica
Lineage: Eukaryota; Metazoa; Porifera; Demospongiae; Haplosclerida; Niphatidae
Exons: 4
Coding region: 6-401 (131 amino acids)
Source: RefSeq, a predicted model, not a curated record